CAAAAAAUUCAACACACCAGCAGUGUGAGGAGACCUGAAAGUGGCACAUGGCAUGGCAGAGUGUGGCGAUGGAGACAGCAGCAAUGGGAGGCCGUACAGGGACCCAUGAGAGACUCUGGACUUGGCAGCAGCAUGAGGAGGCGGUAUAUAGGGGCCCAUGGCAGAUUAGGGGCCUGGCAGCAGCUAUGGGAGGCCCGUAAUCUGCCAGCACCCUAUGUCAAAAAAAUUCAACACACCAGCAGUGUGAGGAGACCUGAAAGUGGCACAUGGCAUGAGAGACUGUGGACCUGGCAGCAGCAUGAGGAGGCGGUAUAGGGGCCCAUGGCAGAUUAGGGGCCUGGCAGCAGCUAUG
Messenger RNA from Staurois parvus, 352 nucleotides. The record is from the annotation of a GenBank genome assembly. NCBI's taxonomy places the organism in Eukaryota, Metazoa, Chordata, Amphibia, Anura, Ranidae.